GGGACGGCGGGAGGGGAUGGGGCACCGGGGGGCACCGGCCAGGGCGGGAGUCCAGGGAGAUGGUGGCCAUGGUGGGACUGGAGGGGACCGAAGGGACGUGGAGCAACGAGGGACACCGGGCAGGGCUCGCCAUGGCCCUGCCCCGCACGCUGGGGGAGCUGCAGCUGUACCGGGUGCUGCAACGCGCCAACCUGCUGGGCUACUACGAGACCUUCAUCCAGCAAGGGGGGGACGACGUGCAGCAGCUCUGCGAGGCGGGCGAGGAGGAGUUCCUGGAGAUCAUGGCGCUGGUGGGCAUGGCCACCAAGCCCCUCCACGUCCGCCGCCUCCAGAAGGCCCUGCGGGAGUGGGCCUCCAACCCGGGGCUCUUCAGCCAGCCCGUCUCGGCUGUCCCCGUCAGCAGCAUCCCGCUCUUCAAGCUCUCCGAGGCUGGCGGGCGCAAGGCGCUCAGCAACGGGCACACCAGUCCCGGCGAGACCGCGGGCAAGGGGAGUGGCAGUGCCGGGACGCCCCCAGCCCGCAGCCCCACGGAGCCAGGGGAGAAGCUGUCACCGUCAGCGGCACCGCCGUGGCCGGGAAGGAGCACCCCCGAGUCGGAGGGUGGUGGGGAUGAGGAGCCGGGAGGUCCCCCCUUCUCCCCGGGCGGGAGCAGCGGGGAGCAGGCGGUGGGCACGGAGCUGGAGCCGGAGCUGGCACGGACGGUGGUGGAGAGCGUGGAGCGGCUGCUGCAGAGCUGCCCCCGGGGCGGCGAGGCCGAGCUGCGGGCGCUGAUGAAGCUCAACAAGAAGCUGGCCAAGGCUGUGGGGCACAUCUUCCAGCUGGAGGAUGGUGACCGGCAGAAGGAGGAGGAGAUCCGGCGGCACAGCGCGAUCUACGGCCGCGGCGAGGCCCGGCGCCGCGAGGGCAAGCAGCUCACCCUGCACGAGCUCAUCAUCAACGAGGCGGCCGCCCAGUUCUGCCUGCGGGACAAUUCGCUGCUGCUGCGGCGCGUCGAGCUCUUCUCACUGUCACGACAGGUCGCACGGGAGAGCACCUACCUGUCCUCGCUCAAAGUCACCAGGGCCCAUCCCGAGGACAGCGGUACCGUCGUGGCCAAGCGGCUCAAGCAGGAGGCGGGAGAGCAGAGCCGCCCCGAGCUCCUGGCGCUGCCGGCGGGGCUGGAGCCCCCCGGGGCCGGGUACCGAGCCAGCUUGGAGGAGGACACGGGCAGCCUCUCCGGGGAGAGCCUCGACGGCCACUUGCAGGCGGCGGGGGCCUGUCCCCGGCUGACCCCUCCGCCCGGUGCGGCCCCGGACGUGCCCCUCGGCCUCGCUCCCCACGGCCUCUGGAGCCGCCACAUCCUCCAGCAGACGCUGAUGGACGAGGGGCUGCGCCUGGCCCGCCUGGUCUCGCACGAGCGCGUGGGGCGGCUCAGCCCCUGCCUGCCGGGGAAGCCCCCCGGACCAGAGUUCGAGGACGGGCUGGCAGAACGGGGUCCUCCGGCCCCGCCAGACCCCCCUCGGGGCACCAUCAAGGUGGAGCAGGAGACCAGCAGGCAGUGAGGCCCCUGUAGCCCCCCCGCCACCAUUAACGAAGCAAUAACGUGCUGGGGGACGGGUGCGGCGGCGCUCCGGGCCCGGGGAAUUUGGGUGGGGGGGGGUCUCAGCCACAGCCCCUCGGCCCCCUCCCGUCCCACACCGACGCUCUGGUUACCUCAGCCGCGGUGGGAUGCGACUCCCCGCAGCAGCAAUACCCUCAUCCUGCCCGGCUCUGCGUCCCCGCCGCCCCCCAGGGCUGGGGAGCCCUCAAUGGACUGGAGCCCCCUGUACAGCCCCCCCUGUGCUGACCGUCCCCACCCCGGCUCUGUCACCGCUCGGGGACAGACGCGUCGCACUGUGCGCUCCCACGUCAGCGCUGCCGCCCACGCCGGGCACACGGUUCCCCCCCCCCCCCCCACCCGCAGCGCCCACGCACCAGCCGCCAGCCCCCUCCCCGCAGCACGUGCCAGCUCACUGUGCGCCCCCCCUCUCAUCCUGCGACCCCCCCCCCACCACCCAGCACUGCAUCGGCUGUAAAUACCCCCCCCUCCUACCCCCGCAACCCCCGCACGCACCCCCCUGCACCCCGAUACCUGCGUGUGCUUCAAGCAUGGUCCCUGUGCCGGGGGGUGUCACACGUGCUGGGGGGUGUCACCCCCUCCCAGCACGAAGCAGGCGGCGUUUGACGGGCACUGGGGAGGUGCUGUUCCCUUCCCCCACCCUCCCAACCCCUCGGGGUUCCUCCUCCUUUCCCCCCCCACCAUCCCUACAAGCCGUGCCCAGCCCCGGGGUUCCCCCCACCCCCACCCCCCCGUUAGGACUGUGUGGUGUCUUUUUAGAGCAUUAGCGACUCUUCCUUUGUACCGUGUACAGUAGAUUAUUUAUUUUGUUAUUUUGGAAUAAAACUUUAUUUUAUGGCUUA
Catharus ustulatus (Swainson's thrush) is the source of this 2439-nucleotide messenger RNA. RefSeq names its product NGFI-A binding protein 2 (gene NAB2). The record is from RefSeq and is a predicted model, not a curated record. Gene Ontology annotation, cellular component: nucleus. Gene Ontology annotation, molecular function: transcription factor binding; transcription coregulator activity. The coding region runs from base 60 to 1541 and encodes 493 amino acids. Gene Ontology annotation, biological process: negative regulation of DNA-templated transcription. NCBI's taxonomy places the organism in Eukaryota, Metazoa, Chordata, Aves, Passeriformes, Turdidae. The transcript is spliced from 7 exons.